UGAGUUAGUCACGCCCACUCUACCGGAAAUAUCUUCCUCGUUUCUCAGGCAGUCGAAACAAUCUUCACUCUCACCGGGAAACACAUACAAAUACCUGGUUUUAAUCCUGUCAUCUCGUUCUUGAGACAUACACGUCUUAGUUGGUUCCACAGUUCAUUUAAAAGGACGCUGUAAUUUAUAUUUUGUGUUGUGUUUACAUUUUGUUCCUCGUGCACUUGUUAUGGUCGUGUUGUUGAUUUCCACACUCUUAAAAUAGCAAGCUUGGUUUUUUUUCUUAAAGUACACAAUUCUUCGUCUUAUUUUAUUAGCAGAGGAAGAAGUGUGAGGAGAAGAAACGUUUGUAGAUAAUUAUUCUCCUGGUGGUCUCUCAGAAAUGGACCCUAUGGAUCGAGGAAUGCGCUACACUCCCGGUUCCUCUUCGGAUAUGAACUGGGAAUUAGCUGACACAUUCUUGCCAGCAUCAGAUAAUAAAAAGCUGAAGAAGAAGAGGGGCCCUGGGAAAGUUGGUAUCAUUGUUGUUGUGGUGAUCUUGGCUGCUGUUUUGGCUUUGACCAUUGGGCUUCUGGUCUGGCAUUUCCACUUCCGGCAGAAUUUGCAGUCACAGAAGAUUUACACCGGCUCAGUUAGGAUAGCAAAUCAAGCUUUUGUGGAUGCGUAUGAAAACCCGGACAGUGCAGAAUUUAAAGACUUGGCAAACCAAGUCAUGGCUCAGCUAAAAUCAAUGUACUCCGAAUCUCCACAACUGUCUAAAUAUUACAUUGGUUCCGAAGUCCAAGCCUUCAGUGAGGGCAGUGUAAUAGCUUACUAUGAGUCAGAGUUUGCUGUUCCAGCGGGACAGGAAGCAGAAGUGGAUCAGGCUGUGAACAGGUUAAGCUCCAAAGUUCGCAGAGUUGGGGAAAAACAGGGUCCCCUGGUCUUUGAUCAUGUUGUGUCUUCAGCUCUGGACACACGUUUGUUCUCAAAAGCCAGGGCAAGUAUGAGAUACUCCCAGCACGCCAAGAGUUCUGCUGAAGAGAUCAUUACAUCCCCAGGUUUCCCCGACGAACCUUAUGCUCCAAACACUUUUGUGCAGUGGCAGCUUCGGGGAGACCCAGGCCACGUGCUAAAGUUGUCUUUUGACACCUUCAACCUGGAAGGAAACUGUUCAAAUGACUUUGUGAGAGUGUAUGACUCAUUGGUCGCCGUGGACAAACACCUCAUGGAAGAGGAGUGUGGCUAUAAUUCUCCCAGUAAUCCUUUAAAUUUCAUCUCGUCCCGGAAUGUUAUGCUGGUCACCUUCGUAACAAACGAAGAAGGGAAUUUUCCGGGUUUCAGAGCCCGUAUGACUCAGAUCAGUCAAGAUAGCAGCGAUCUUGCAUGUGGUGGUAAAUUAGGUGGAACGUCUGGUAGUUUUAAGUCACCCAACUUCCCCAGUUAUUACCCACCCAACAAAACAUGUCAGUGGGACAUCCAGGUUCCUGAUGGUAAACACAUCAAGUUAAGGUUCACCACGUUCAUGGUUUCUACAGGGAGUCUGAAUCAUUGCUCUGGAGAUUAUGUGCAGAUUGUUGGUGUAAGCACAUUGUGUGGAAAGCAGCCUGAAAAUACCAUAGUGACCGUCAACAGUAACAAGAUGACUGUUGUGUUCAAAUCGGAUUCAUCACAAGUAGAUCAAGGUUUUAGCGCCAUUUAUGAGGUCUUUGAGCCCACUGACCCCUGCCCGUAUAAGUUCCAGUGUGACAACAAGCGCUGUAUAAACCCACCUUUGCGCUGUGACGGCUGGAACGAUUGUGGUGACAGCACAGACGAGAGGAACUGCCAAUGUGAUGCCAGCAUGAUCAAGUGCAGAAACGGGUUCUGUAAGCCGAUGUUCUGGCGGUGUGAUGGAGUAAAUGACUGUGGAGAUGAUACAGAUGAACUUAAUUGUGGCUGUAACGUUGGAGAAUUUCAAUGCAACGACAAUCAGUGUGUCUCAGAGAAGCUGAGGUGUGACGGGAAUCGAGACUGUAAAGAUGGCUCAGAUGAAGACGGCUGUUCAAGAGAUAUCUGUAAAGACUCAACGUUUCUGUGCGGUAAUGGCAAAUGCUUAACCAAACCGAACCCUAUGUGUGACGGGCAAGUUGACUGCGAAGACGGAUCAGACGAGUCCAACUGCAACUGUGGUAGGAAGGCUAACUCGAAGCCUCGAAUUGUGGGUGGUCAGGAAGCAGAUGUGGAUGAGUUCCCAUGGCAGGUCAGCCUGCACAUUAAAAACACCGCACAUGUUUGCGGCGCAUCAAUCAUCAGUGAACAAUGGAUUGUGACAGCUGCCCACUGCGUACAAGACGAAGACAAAAUCAAAUAUUCUCAGCCGGGCACAUGGGAAGCAUACUUGGGUCUCCACACACAAAAAGAGAAACAGAAGGCAACAAAGAGAUUGAUAAAACAAAUAAUUCCUCACAAGAACUACAAUGCCAACACGUAUGACAAUGACAUCGCUCUGAUGGAGCUGGACUCACCCGUGACCUUCAGUGCCAGCAUUCGACCCAUCUGCUUGCCCACUGCCACUGAUGUCUUCCCGGCUGGUGAAACGGUCACUAUCACCGGGUGGGGUGCCACCAGAGAAGGAGGCUCUGGAGCGACUGUGCUGCAGAAAGCGAAUGUUCGCAUCAUCAACAGCACAGUGUGUAACCAACUAAUGGAUGGUCAGAUCACGUCUCGCAUGACGUGUGCUGGCGUUCUGACCGGAGGAGUGGAUGCCUGUCAGGGGGAUUCUGGUGGUCCUAUGUCAGUUUUAUCAAAUGAGCGUAUGUUCCUGGCAGGAGUGGUGAGCUGGGGUGAUGGUUGUGCUCGCAGAAACAAGCCUGGCAUCUACACAACCGUGCCAAAAUUCAGGGCCUGGAUCAAGGAGAAGACAGGAGUAUAAACUGCCUCAAAGAUUAUAAUGAACUGAAAACCGUUUUGUUUUCUCAGGCUGCAAAUGUUUUAAUGACACGCAUGGCCUGGCUGAAGAGAAGGACGGACUUUUGACCAGUUUUUGUCUAACAAUUGUUUUAUAUGUUUAUAUAUUUUAUGAGAGUGGAAGGUUUUAUUCUGUCUUAAGAUGUGUAAAUAAAUGUCUUGUUUUCUUUUUUAAAGGUUCAUUCUUAAAGUGAAGCUUUUAUUAUUUGAAUAUGAAAGAUUUAGUUUUAUGUUUUGGUCUGUACCUUGGGUUUUCUCUGGUUCAAGGAGUGUAUAUUUCUGGAGUCUCAAUCACAUACUUGAAUGUAAACAUCUUCAGUCUUUUAUGACUUGUGCAAUAUAUAUGUAUGUAAUGUGAGAGUUAAACAUGGAAACACUUGAAAGGAAGUCUGGAGUGCUUAAGGUUUGAUUGAGGGACUACAUUUAACACUUGAAAAAUACAUUUAGAAAUAAUAAAAUCAUUGUUUCAUCCACCAUGAUUGAACAGUUUAGCAAAUAAAAUGUGUAUCUGGUUAAUACAGUGUGAAAUCUGUAUUAUACUUUUACUGAAAGAGUGCAAUAAACCGGUUCUAGAAGUACAAAUUCCAUUCAUUUUCUGCAUGUUGGAGAUUUGUUUGAUAACUUUAAAUAAAGACUUGCAUGAUUUCAGAUAUAUUCAGUAUACACUCUGUCAUUUGAUUGUUAAUAGUGUUGAACAUUUUAAUAGUGCUGAAUAAUUUAGUUUUAAAUCAUCCAUGUCCUUUAACUUCCAAUUUUACCAAGUUUGACCAACAUUACUUUUGUUUCCCUCUGUAAUGUAAAUGCUCCCGUGGUAUGUGACGAAAUGUAUAUUAUUUUGUUUAUUUGGAAAAAAUAUUUUUUGCAGUGUUUCUGUUACUUGGAGGUCUUAAAACUAUGUAUAUUUAUGUACAAACAAUAAA
This is a messenger RNA of Carassius auratus (goldfish), 3839 nucleotides long. Its product is annotated as suppressor of tumorigenicity 14 protein homolog. Gene Ontology annotation, molecular function: protein binding; serine-type endopeptidase activity. Bases 374 to 2884 code for a protein of 836 amino acids. The transcript has 19 exons. The record is from RefSeq and is a predicted model, not a curated record. Gene Ontology annotation, biological process: proteolysis. NCBI's taxonomy places the organism in Eukaryota, Metazoa, Chordata, Actinopteri, Cypriniformes, Cyprinidae.